Messenger RNA from Closterium sp. Naga37s-1, 2076 nucleotides. Lineage: Eukaryota; Viridiplantae; Streptophyta; Zygnematophyceae; Desmidiales; Closteriaceae. The record is from the annotation of a GenBank genome assembly.
AUGGAAGCGGACCUCAUAGCAGCUAAGUUUGAAAUGGACGAGCUCUACUCCAAGAUAACAUCGUCCAUGCCUCCAAGCUCCUCGGGCAACGCUAACCGCGAUCCCCGUGUUCCCGAAACCGGUAAGCCCAACCUGGGCAGGCGGCUCGCCGUCCGCCUUCUCGUCGGCGGCGAUGUCGAGUCGAAUCCCAAAACCCUCGCCGCUGCAGCCGCCGCGAAUGCCGCCUUCAAUGCCGCCGCAAAAGGCAAGGCGCUGGUUCCCGAUAUCGACAUACCCGCCCAUGUCAAGCGCGUUACCAGACCACCUGUCGGUAGUUCCCGCCUAUCUUCGGUCACUAGCGCGCCAGCACCCGCGGAUCAUGCACUCGGGGAGUCCUCCGCAGGUCCAAGCAAGCCCGCAUCCGCGGCGGAAGCUGCGCAAGGCUCGCGGAGCAGCAGGUCCGCGCAACACGCUGUUGUCGCGCGGAAGCCGCGCGCCGCCAGGCCUUCCGCGAGCAGCAUUUUCCGCGCCUCCAGCGUUUUGUGCGAACGACAAGCAGCCAUUGCCAUGUCUCUGGAAUCCAGCAGCAGCAUCGACAGCAACAGCAGCACCGCGUGCGAAAAGCCGUCGCAGGAUGACCCGAUGGAUGAGUUUUUCGCGAUUAUGGAGCAAUUCGUGGAAGAGCCUGCUGAAAUGGAGUAUCUCCGCGCCUCGGAGGCCGCCAGGCGGAACCGGGAGGGCCCGAGCGACGCAAACGGCGGAAGCGGCGCAAAGGGCGGCAAGCCAGCAAUCACUCGGCAAAAGUCUCAAAAUAAAGAGUUUGCCCGCCAGCCUUCUUUUCAGGAAUCUCCUGUCCCCGCACCACCCGCGCAAGCCCCUGUUACGCGGCCGGCAACACCCAGUGGUAACCGCCGGUUGUCGCACCCUUCAGUGUCUCGCGAACGCUCCCGUUCGUUCUGCGACCGGGUCACCCAAGUGGAGCCGGCCGACGAAGCGCGGUUGGCGGGACCGAAUGGUGCUGCUGCUGGUAUUUCGGCGUCGGGUAGUGCCAGCGUUGGCCGCUCCGCAGCUGUUUCUUUUGCGCGGUCAGAUUCAUUUGCCAAAGCCGCCCGCAUCAUUUCCUCUACCUCGCGGGACCCGCGGGAACAGCAGGAGCAGCGGGAGCAACAAAGGGAGACCGAAGUUUUCGAGGCGUCGCAGCAGCGCGAACUCGAGUCGCUCAUCGACGCGCUCAAGGCGGAGAUUUGCGCCAAGGACCAGCUUCUGGGAGCGUCGGAAGGCGAGCGGAAAUUGUUGGAGGAGGAGCUUCGCAGCGCGUGGGAUCACGUCGCAGAUUUGGAGCGCCAGCUGGAGGGCAUGCAGACGGCAGGCGCAGCGAUGGAGCGGGAGAUCGAUUCCCUCCGCGCGCAGGCGAACAAACGCUCCCCGCGGCGUGGCGGAAGCGAAGGGGACAUGGCGGUGGGGAAUCAUAUUUUGGAGAUGGAGCGGGCUUUGGGGGAGCUUACGCGCAAGCUCGCCGCGACGGAAAGUGCGCUUCAGCGGUCGGAGGCGCAAAACUCAGAACUGUCCGGCAAAGUCGCCGUGCGGGAAGACGAGCUUGGGCGGACGAAAUCUGCACUGCAGCAGGCUGAGCUGGAGAGGGAUUCGCUCGCCGACGAAAUGGAGGCUGCACUUGCAAGCUGGGCGGCUGACAGCCCCCGAAUUUCCCCUUCCAGCGCAGAUCCCUCUGCUGCAGCUGGCGAAAUCCAAAAGCAGGAAGCUGCGAAACUCGCGAACGCUCUCCAGGCGGCUCAGCGAGAGCUUCAAGUCGUUCAGGCGGAACGAAACUCGCUUCUCUUGGCUGUUGGGCAGCCCAGGCGACAGGAGCCGCGACCCUCUACGAGCAACCAAUACAGUAGCGGGAGUCGCAAUCGCUCGCUCACCCCUCCCCCGACUCACUCCCGUGCGACUUCUUUCUCUGCGUCUAGUCGUAGCGGACCCAUGGAGCUCCAGCGAAACUUCGGCAUGGAGGCAUCGCCGCCUCCUGCGGGACAGCAGAAGGGUCGCCAUGUGCACUUCUCACCGCGCACUGCGGACGUGAAAGUUUCCGCCAACUAG